Messenger RNA from Synchiropus splendidus (mandarinfish), 1659 nucleotides. RefSeq names its product proheparin-binding EGF-like growth factor. Bases 125 to 841 code for a protein of 238 amino acids. The record is from RefSeq and is a predicted model, not a curated record. Lineage: Eukaryota; Metazoa; Chordata; Actinopteri; Syngnathiformes; Callionymidae. The transcript has 6 exons. Gene Ontology annotation, biological process: positive regulation of mitotic nuclear division; positive regulation of cell population proliferation; epidermal growth factor receptor signaling pathway.
GACGGUCCUGUCACGGUCGCUCCCACCUGGAAUAUACCGCACGCGGCCACCCUCGGACUAUUGAGUGGCAGAAACAAGAGCGCGGACAUAUAUUCUUACCCCGGAAUACUUCACUUUUGCCAACAUGAGGACUUUGAAAAUGGUGCUGUUUCUCCUUCACGCUCUGGCACUGUCCCGGCUGGCCAACGCCGCAGCUGUGGACAGGUAUGAGGGCAACAGGCAGCGCCAGACCACGGUCAUCAACUUCCUGGGUCCCGAGCGGAGGACAGAGGAGGAGGAGAGCAGGGGGGGCGACGGCCUGGGCAACACAGAGUCCAGCCAGGAGGAUGAGGAGUACGACUACACUGAGGACUACGACACGGAUGAAUAUGACGACAGCACGUCUGGGGAUUACGACCUGGGGCUGCCAAAAGUGGCCAUGGUCAGCAGACCUAAGGACCCGUCCGCCAUAUUGGUGUCAGAAACCAGCGAGGGCACGAGGAGGAGAGGCAAAGGGAGGAAGAAGGGAAAAGGCAAAGGAAAGAAGAGGGAUCCUUGCUUGAAGAAGUACAAGGAUUACUGCAUCCACGGCACCUGCCGCUACCUGAGGGACAUCCGCGCAGCCUCCUGCGUGUGUGACGCAAGCUUCUCCGGCGAGAGGUGCGAGUUCUUCACGCUGCCCGUGGAGAGACCGAAGGAGGGCUACAACCGGACCACCGCUCUGGCCGUGGUGGCCGUGGUGCUGUCGUCCGUCUGCCUUGUCAUCAUCGGGCUGCUCUUGAUGCUCAGGUUUCACAAGCGGGGAGCGUACGACGUGGAGAGUGAGGAGAAAGUCAAGUUAGGGUUAACAUCAAACCAGUGAAGAGGCGAGGAUUGGCUGAGAUGUGGAAGUUCUACCUCAAAAAAGAGAAGGGGAAGUGAUAGAGAAAGGAGGUCCUGUAGAAUCAAAGCAGCAAACAUGAAGAAGGAUGGGUGGCUUCACUGUCUGCUGGAUGUUCUCAUGAGAUGCAGGCAGCUCGGUGCCUUCCCUGGAGCCCUGGAGGGGACGGCAACAUGGCCCAGGACAGGCCGGGGCCAUGUCGAGCAUAAACAAUACACAAGAAGAAGAGGAAGGCGGAGGGAGAGCUGUACCUGUGAUGAGACGCUGUCUGAGCAUCCAAAUCAAGAGCCGGAUGUGUUUUGUGUCCCGGGAAGUGCUUCGAGCCCUCCUACACAUUACUACAGUCUUUUUCAUUGACAGCAAAUAGUAUAUUUAUACAUUUAAUUUAUUUAUUUAACUGUAUUUAUGUGAUUGUUCAACCUUUUUUUACAUUUCAUAUUGGACACUAUUUAUUUAUGGAGCAGGAAUUUAAAUUAUUUGCUCCUUGUUUGAAUGUGUUGAUGCCGGUCUCUGGAUUUAUAGCACUGUGAUGAAUAAAUUGAUUCAUUAAUUCAUGGAUUAGAUUUGGGUUGGCCUUUUCACUGAGCUUUCGCUGAGGCAGAUAACAUUAUAUGUUGUGAUGUGCUCUGUUUUACUUCGUCUGCGGAAGGUGGCUCAAUAGUUGAAGCACUGUUGCCAAGCUUUGUCAUUCGUCAGUGGCUUUGCCGUAUCUUCUAAUCUAACUCAAGCUAAAAAUGUGAAUAAAAAUGUUCUGAAGUGUUUCAAGUGGUUGUUUUGUAGAGGAGAAAUAAAGCAGAACA